AUGGCGUUUCAGUCGCAUUGUUUUAGUCUCUGGUUCUUUGUGAUGUUAAUCUUUACCGGGUCGUGCUCUGCACAAUUAUCAUCGAACUACUAUGCGAAGACAUGCCCGAGAGCUCUCUCUGUCAUCAGAGCUGCAGUACACAGUGCAGUAGCCAAGGAGUCUCGCAUGGGAGCUUCUUUGCUCCGUCUCCAUUUCCAUGACUGUUUUGUUAAUGGUUGUGAUGCUUCUGUACUGCUUGAUGAUGAUGACUCUUCCAAUUUCACCGGGGAGAAGAGUGCAGGCCCUAAUGCAAAUUCCCUAAGAGGUUUCGAAGUGAUCGAUGCUAUCAAAACUCAAGUAGAGAGCAUCUGCCCUGGUGUUGUUUCUUGUGCUGAUAUUCUCGCCGUCACUGCCCGGGAUUCUGUCGUUGCACUAGGCGGGCCAUCUUGGACUGUUCAAUUAGGCAGAAGAGACUCGACCACAGCAAGUUUCAGCAAUGCGAAUACAGACCUUGCUUCCCCACUGAUGAACCUCGACGAACUUAUAUCAUUAUUCUCCAACAAAGGGUUCACUGCAAAAGAAAUGGUUGCUCUCUCAGGAGCUCAUACCACAGGCCAAGCCAGGUGUUUACUGUUUCGAAACCGAAUCUACAAUGAGACCAACAUAGAUUCAGCGUUUGCGAAAUCAGUUCAAUCAAACUGUCCGAGCGCAGGCGGCGGUGACAACCUCUCUGCGCUGGAUGUUACUUCCCCAGUAGUAUUCGACAAUGCUUAUUUCAAGAACUUGGUUAACAACAAGGGCCUGCUUCAUUCAGACCAACAGCUCUUCAACGGGGGCUCCGUGGACUCUCAGGUCACUACGUACAGCAACAACCCCAUCACCUUUUACGCGGAUUUUGGUGAUGCUAUGGUGAAAAUGGGGAACCUUAGCCCGUUGACAGGAACCAAUGGGGAAAUUCGCACUAAUUGCAGGAAGGUGAACUGAUCAAAAAAGCACGUUGGGCAUUUGUAUCAGCUUCUUCUUCUCCUCCUACGAAUUUCAGCUUAUAGCUAUUACUACUAGAUAAUUGUGGGUUGUGAUUUUUUUCUUUUUCUUUUCACUUUUUUAAGUGUAUAUCACAAAGACUAUAUCACCAAACUGCCUUUGGUUCGAUCUCAAACAUUAUCAGACAAAUAUUAAUAAAUUAAUCUU
This is a messenger RNA of Theobroma cacao (cacao), 1170 nucleotides long. Its product is annotated as cationic peroxidase 1-like. Lineage: Eukaryota; Viridiplantae; Streptophyta; Magnoliopsida; Malvales; Malvaceae. Gene Ontology annotation, molecular function: peroxidase activity; heme binding. Gene Ontology annotation, biological process: hydrogen peroxide catabolic process; response to oxidative stress. The record is from RefSeq and is a predicted model, not a curated record.